GGCAACUUCCGGUUUUCCCUCGUGCGGGAGUCAGUCGUCCGGCAACAGGAUCUCUUAUACGGAGACAUCCAAAGACAAGGCGGAAAGGGAGGAGUACAGCUAUAUACCCAAGGGUGAACACCUUUCUGAUUGUAAGUCCGAAGAUAUAGAGGGAGAAGAAGAGACGUAUGUGACUGAUAUGAAGGCAGAAGAUAUAAAGGGAGAAGAAGAGACGUAUGUGACUGAUAUGAAGGCAGAAUAUAGAGAGGGAGAAGAAGAGACGUAUGUGAUUGAUAUGAAGGCAGAAGAUACAGAGGAAGAAGAGACGUAUGUCACUGAUAUGAAGGCAGAAGAUAUAGAGGGAGAAGAAGAGACGUAUGUGACUGAUGUGAAGGCAGAAGAUAUAGAGGGAGAAGAAGAGACAUAUGUGACUGAUAAUAAGACACAAGAUAUAGAGGGAGAAGAAGAGACGUAUGUGACUGAAAUGAAGACAGAAGAUACAGAGGAAGAAGAGACGUAUGUGACUGAUAUGAAGGCAAAAGAUAUAGAGGGAGAAGAAGAGAUGUAUGUGAGGGGAGAUCUGAAGUGUAAGGAGGAGGAAAUGCCUACAGAUAUCAGCACAGCAGAUGGAGGCACAAGCAGGAAUUCCUUGGAGGGAGAUCUCGUCUUGUCUGCAGAUAGUAAAAUAGAAGAGAACAUCACACAGGAUUCUCCAGGAGACAUCCCCAUUAAUCUAACUAUACAUCCAGUACCUCACAGUGCUGAUACUUCAUCUGAUCCCUCUAAUCGCGAUGACUGUUCAUCUAAUACCUCAGAUUUUGUUACACAUCGUGCAGCUCAUACACGUGAUAAAAUAUUUUCCUGUUCUGAGUGCGAGAAAAGUUUUACACACAAAUCACGGCUUGUUACACAUCUGAGAAGUCACACAGGUGAGAAACCAUUUCCAUGCUCUGAGUGUGGGAAAAGUUUUAUACUCAAAUCACGGCUUGUUACACAUCUGAGAAGUCACACAGGUGAGAUGCCAUUUCCAUGCUCUGAGUGUGAGAAACGUUUUCUGUGUAAAGCAGAGCUUGUUAGACAUCAGACACAUCACACAGGUGAGAAACCAUUUCCUUGCUCUGAGUGUGGGAAAAGUUUUGCACGCAAAUCAGAUCUUGUUAUACAUCAGAGAAGUCACACAGGUGAGAAACCAUUUACAUGCUCUGAGUGCGGUAAAAGUUGUGCAGGCAAAUCACAGCUUGUUACACAUCUGAGAAGUCACACAGGUGAGAAACCAUUUCCAUGCUCUGAGUGUGGGAAAAGUUUUCCAUUCAAAUCACGGCUUGUUACACAUCUGAGAAGUCACACAGGUGAGAAACCAUUUCCUUGCUCUGAGUGUGGGAAAAGUUUUCCACUCAAAUCACAGCUUCUUAUACAUCAGAGAAGUCACACAGGUGAGAAACCAUUUCCUUGCUCUGAGUGUGGGAAAAGUUUUGCACGCAAAUCACAGCUUUUUAUACAUCAGAGAAAUCACACAGGUGAGAAACCAUUUCCAUGCUCUGAGUGUGGGAAAAGUUUUAUACUCAAAUCACGGCUUGUUAUACAUCAGAGAAGUCACACAGGUGAGAAGCCAUUUCCAUGCUCUGAGUGUGAGAAAUGUUUUCUGUGUAAAGCAGAACUUGUUAGACAUCAGAGACAUCAUACAGGUGAGAAACCAUUUCCUUGCUCUGAGUGUGGGAAAAGUUUUACACACAAAUCAAAGCUUCUUACACAUCAGAGAAGUCACACGGGUGAGAAACCAUUUACAUGCUCUGAGUGUGGGAAAAGUUUUCCAUUCAAAUCACGGCUUGUUACACAUCUGAGAAGUCACACAGGUGAGAAACCAUUUCCAUGCUCUGAGUGUGGGAAAAGUUUUAUACUCAAAUCACGGCUUGUUACACAUCUGAGAAGUCACACAGGUGAGAAGCCAUUUCCAUGCUCUGAGUGUGAGAAACGUUUUCUGUGUAAAGCAGAGCUUGUUAGACAUCAGACACAUCACACAGGUGAGAAACCAUUUCCUUGCUCUGAGUGUGGGAAAAGUUUUGCACGCAAAUCACAUCUUCUUAUACAUCAGAGAAAUCACACAGGUGAGAAACCAUUUCCAUGCUCUGAGUGCGGUAAAAGUUGUGCAGGCAAAUCACAGCUUGUUACACAUCUGAGAAGUCACACAGGUGAGAAACCAUUUCCAUGCUCUGAGUGUGGGAAAAGUUUUCCAUUCAAAUCAUGGCUUGUUACACAUCUGAGAAGUCACACAGGUGAGAAACCAUUUCCUUGCUCUGAGUGUGGGAAAAGUUUUCCACUCAAAUCACAGCUUCUUAUACAUCAGAGAAGUCACACAGGUGAGAAACCAUUUCCUUGCUCUGAGUGUGGGAAAAGUUUUGCACGCAAAUCACAGCUUUUUAUACAUCAGAGAAAUCACACAGGUGAGAAACCAUUUCCAUGCUCUGAGUGUGGGAAAAGUUUUACACUCAAAUCACAGCUUGUUAUACAUCAGAGAAGUCACACAGGUGAGAAGCCAUUUCCAUGCUCUGAGUGUGAGAAAUGUUUUCUGUGUAAAGCAGAACUUGUUAGACAUCAGAGACAUCAUACAGGUGAGAAACCAUUUCCUUGCUCUGAGUGUGGGAAAAGUUUUGCACGCAAAUCACAGCUUCUUAUACAUCAGAGAAAUCACACAGGUGAGAAACCAUUUCCAUGCUCUGAGUGUGGGAAAAGUUUUACACUCAAAUCACAGCUUGUUAUACAUCAGAGAAGUCACACAGGUGAGAAACCAUUUCCAUGCUCUUAUUGUGGGAAAAGUUUUGCACGCAAAUCACAGCUUGUUAUACAUCAGAGAAGUCACACAGGUGAGAAACCAUUUCCAUGCUCUUAUUGUGGGAAAAGUUUUGCACUCAAAUCACGGCUUGUUAUACAUCAGAGAAGUCACACAGGUGAGAAGCCAUUUCCAUGCUCUGAGUGUGAGAAAUUUUUUCUGCGUAAAGCAGAACUUGUUAGACAUCAGAGACAACAUACAGGUGAGAAACCAUUUCCUUGCUCUGAGUGUGGGAAAAGUUUUGCAGGCAAAUCACAGCUUCUUAUACAUCAGAGAAAUCACACAGGUGAGAAACCAUUUUCAUGCUCUUAUUGUGGGAAAAGUUUUAUACUCAAAUCACGGCUUGUUAUACAUCAGAGAAGUCACACAGGUGAGAAACCAUUUCGAUGCUGUGAGUGUGGGAAAUGUUUUUCAGGCAAAUCGUAUCUAGUUAAACAUCAGAAAUCACACGGGUGUAAAGCAUUACUAUGAUCUGAUACACAACAGGGUUGUAGCAACACUCCAGUCACACAGUGACACUUUUAAGUUACUGCAGAUAAUUGGAAUGUGUGUCAUUAAUAGAAGACUGGAAAAGAUCACUCAGAUGAAACUUACAGUAUUUCUUUAUUGCAGUAGACAGGGCCAGACUGCCCAUCUGUCACCUCUGGCAUAUUCCAGAAGGGCUGGUGGGCUCGUCCGGUUCCACAGAGAGAUGGGAAGGCCACACGCAGCUCUAGCUCUCUGGUUUAGCUGCCCCCACUGCCCAAAGUGUUCAUCUCCAUGGAAAUGGGGGCUUGGAUUUGCUGCACAUCCUUGUGCUUUGCGUUCUUGUGCCCUUUCUCUCCCCCGUGAUGUGCGCUUGCAAGUUUACAAAUGCCCAAUCCAGAUAGGAGCCCCAUAGUGUUAUAUAAGCUUCUAUGGUCCUAAUUCAAGGUUGAUCGCAAAAGGAAAAUCUUCCUCUAAUUGGAAAAUCCAUGUGCACUGCAGGUGGGUCAGAUGUAACAUGUGCAGAGAGAGUUAGAUUUAGGUGGGUUGUUUUCAAACAGAAAUCUAAACUGCAGUGUAAAAUUAAAGCAGCCAGUAUUUCUCUAGCAUCCAUAAGGGAUAUUGGGGACACAUAUUAGUACAAUGGGUAUAGAUGGGGUCCAAAGGAACCAGUGCACUUUAAAUUUCUUCCUCUGUGUGUGCUGGCUCCUCCCCUCUAUGCCCCCUCCUACAGGCAGUUUAGAAAAAAGUGCCCUCAGGAGAGUAUGCACACUCUCUGCUAGCUCCAGAGUUUUUCCUCAUUUUAUUUUAACCUUUUGUUUAUUUCGGUAUGCUGUUUGGGCAACAGCAUACCUGCGCCGUGGGAGUUGGGGGGCGAUCACUGGCCUUGCGAGUUGCAGAGCCGAUUCCCCGCUGCAAGACCACUGUCCUGAGGGGUUGUUCAGCGGGGCACUGCGCCUUUGUUGUCACAACCGCAGCACGCCGCACAUGCCUUACAGAUUUAUGAAGGUUAACGUCGGUGGUGAGUAGAAACCGGGGGCCCUGCUAGGGGGGGUCCCCCGGUUCAUGGUGCUGCUUUCACACGGGUGAGGCAUAUGGGUCCCUCCUGGGGGGGAUCCGCUAUAGCCCCUGUGUAAAACUGGCUAGCGGUUAGCUGAACUAAUCAUGUUUUGGCGACAUGGCCAGUAUAAAUAUAAUCAGUAGCUCCAGCGCCAUUACAGGGGUCGGAGCUACAUCGGAGCGGGCUUAGCGGCAUUUUGGUGCCUUCCUCUGCAUAAGCAGCAGCAGCCUAAUACAGCUCCUCUGGACUCUAGAUUACUGGUACUGUGUGUAGUUUAGGGGAAGAGCCGUUAUUUGUGCACAUUACUUAUUCCUAAAGAGGAAACCGUUGUAAACAAUCAGUUUUCGCUGAUAUAAAAACGCUGACAGCCUCACUGGGGCUCUCUGGUGUGGGUGUGCUGGUGCAUUCUCUGUGUCUUUUCUCACAUGCAAUAGGGCAGGCUUGCAUUGAACAAUGGUCUGUGUUAUAUGUGUAUUGUUGUGUUACUUUUCAUCAUGGUAAAACACAAGUUGCUGUAUGCAGUGUGUGUAACCAGAUUGUCCCCACUCCCAGUUGGUUCCAUUUCAUGUGAGCAGUGUAGUCAGUCCUCACAAAAUGUUGAGGAGAACGUAUGGAGGGUCACGAGGUUUCCUGGCUGGGUGCAAUCAAAACUAUGAUGUCUGAUAUGUCAUCUCCGCUCACUGCAAAUGCCAACAAAACAAGAACUGCAACAAGCAGUAGCAGAUCUAGCUGCCAGGGCUGAUGUUCCCCAUCCCUCUAUCUACUGCAGGUCCACAUAAACGUGCUUUACCUGCACUUCUAUCAGAUACGGAUGAUAUACAGGAUGAUGUUGAUUCCAUAAGUGGGGAUUUCACUCAUACACAGGGUAUUGAACCCCUCAUUUUAGCUAUAAGGGAUGUGCUGAAGCUCCCUCAAGACAAACUGGCUGUCACAUUUCUUCACUCUAAAGAAUUAGAUGAUUUAUUUAAGCUAGUCUGAAAACAUCCAGAUAAGAAAUAUCAGGUGUCAAAACGGUUUUUGCAUACAUUCCCCUUUGCCCAGGAGGGCAGAAAGUUCUUGGAAGAAUCUCCAGCUGUAGAUGUCUCCGUCUCUCGCCUCUCUUAGAAGGCGGUACUCCCGACUCCGGGCUCCUUUACAGUAAAAGACCCGGGGGAUAGAAAAAUUGAGACCACACUGAAAUCUAUCUACAUUGCUGUAGGUGUAUCUCAAAGACUGGUCAUUGCAGUACGGAUGGUGUAAUGGUUAGCAUUACUGCCUCACAGCACUGAGGUCAUAUGUUCAAUUGCCACCAUGGCCCUAACUGUGUGGAGUUUGUAUAUUCUCCCAGUAAUCGCGCGGGUUUCCUCCCACAAUCCAAAAAAUAUACAGGUAGGUUAAUUGGCUCCCAACAAAAUUAACCCUAGUGUGAAUGUGUGUGCGUUUACAUGUGGCAGGGAAUAUAGAUUGUAAGCUCCACUGGGGCAGGGACUGAUGCGAAUGGCCAAAAUAUUCUCUGUACAGCGCUGCGGAAUAUAUGUGCGCUAUAUAAAAUAACUGGUAAAAAAUAAAAAUACAUAAACAAUUGCAGGUUGCUGGAUGACGCAUGCAAUUCAUUCCUGGGCUACUCAAAUUCAGGAGGGUCUCUCGGGUGACAUGACCCUGGUUACUACGGUAACUUCCCUAAAACACAUUCAGGACAUGGCAAGAGUUCUCUGUGACUCCCUAAAAGAGACUGGCAAUAUUAAUGCAAGGACCACUGCUAUGGCUGUGUCAGCACGCAGAGCCGUAUGAUUGCGUCAGUGGAUUGCAGACGCUGACUCCAAACGCAAUGUGGAAUCUCUUACCUUUACAGGUGAAUGGCUCUUUGGAUGCGAAUUGGGCGCAUGGAUCUAAAAAGUUACUGCUGGGAAAUCCACGUUUCUUCCCCCGGGGCUCCUCCUGCUAAACGUAACUAGCCGGGACUGUCUACUCAGUCCUUUCAGUCCACCAGAUUUCAAUCUAGGGCCAGAGGUGCAUCCAAUGCAGCUAGAGACACCAGAGGUAAACCUAAGAAACUAGGCGUUGCUUGCUCUCAGGAACAGAGCACCAGUUCAGCUUCCGCAACAUCCUCAGUAUGACGGUGCCCGCCCACUCCGGGAGGAUCUCAAGGUGAGAGCUUGGUUACGUCACUUCAGCCACAUCUGGGAAAGUUCCUGCCAAGGCGCCUGGGUAAGGGACCUUAUUUCUCAGGGUUACAAGCUGGAGUUCGACGGUGCUCCUCCCCAACAAUUUUUCUAAUCCAGCUGUGGAAAAUAUGUGUGUUACGCUACUACUGGCUAUCACAAAGUUAGUCCAGCCCCAAGUCAUUGUUCGAGUACCCCUGCUACAGCAAGGAUAAGGUUACGACUCCAGUCUGUUCGUAGUGCCAAAACCAGACGGGUCUGUGAGGCCCAUUUUGAAUCUGAAGUCCUUGAAUCCUUACCUAAAGGUUUUCAAAUUCAAGAUGGAAACUUUGAGAGCAGUGAUCGCAGGCCUAGAACAACAGGAAUUCCUAGUGUCCCUGGUGGUCUGCCCAAGAGGCCCUACUUCCGAUCAACAUCCUGGAACUUUGGGCUAUCUACAAUGCUCUGAUUCAGUCCUCACUUCUGCUCCAGGAUCAGGCAAUUCAGGUACAGUUGGACAAUGCCACAGCUGUGGCGUACAUCAAUCGACAAGGAGCGACAAAAAAACGGGCCUGCAUGCGAGAAAUAUCAAGAAUACUCCUCUGGGCGGAAAGAAAUGCAAGAGCACUGCCUGCAAUAUUCAUUCCAGCAGUGGACAACUGGGAAGCAGACUUCCUGAGUCACCACGAUCUCCACCCAGAGGAGUGGGGCCUACACGCAGAGGCGUUACUUACUUGCAAAACACCUGGUACAGCUGAAGGUGAAAGGGGGCGUGACUUCGUGGCAGGGGCAUGGCUUUGCGUCCUGACCCCGUUUUCGGCACAUUGUGGGGCCGGGUGAUGUGGGCUUCCCCCGGAGACUGAUGCAUCUGCAGUGCUGGCUUCUGCACUGUGACAGGAACUGGGUUGCAGCAUGUUAUGAUCUAGUGCAGCACCCGGCUCCUGCCACUGAGCAGGAGCCGGUACUUUGGUGUCACCCAUCAGUGGGUAACACCUGGGUGCAGACCACACCCACCUUGUGACGCAAGUGCCUACACCCUCAGGUGUUUCAACAGAUCAACAACAGGUGGGGUUGCCCCCAGAUCGACAUGAUGGCGUCUCGUCUCAACAAGAAACUUCGCUGCUAUUGCUCGUGAACCAGAGACCCUCAGGCGUGCGCAGUGGAUGCACUGACGUUGCCUUGGCCUUACCAGCUGGUCUACGGAUUUCCUCCGAUUCCAUUAAUCCCAAAGGUACUCAAGAGGAUCCCGCAUCACGGAGUACAAGCAAUUCUGCUUGCCCCGGGGAGUGUGGUACGUGGAUCUUCUGGGCAUGUCCAUAGUAGACCCUAGGCCUCUGCCAGUAAGAAGGGAUCUUCAGCAGGGUCCGUUCGUCUGCUCGGACUUACGGCGGCUUCGUUUGACGGCAUGGAAGUUCAGCGGAACAUCCUAGCUCACAAGGGACUUUCCAAAAAGGUCAUUGCCACUAUGGUGCAAGCCAGGAAACCUGUCACGUCAAAACACUAUCAUCAUAUCUGGUGGAGAUAUGUCUCCUGGUGCGAGGAAUGCACUUAUACAUUUGCUGCAUUCCACUUGGGAAGAUUCCUUCAUUUCCUGCAGGCUGGAGUGGAUAAAGGCUUACAUCUGGGAUUCAUUAAGUUCCAGAUUUCAGCUCUUUCAAUCUUCUUCCAAACGAAGUUGGCUAUGCUGCCUGAAGUUCAGACCUUCUUGCAAGGGGUGCUUCACAUACAACCUCCGUUUGUGCCGCCUACAGCAUCUUGGGAUUUGGAUGUGGUGUUAAGAUUUCUGCAGUCCUCCUGGUUUGAACCUCUGAUGAUGGUGGUAGACUAGUACCUCAUGUGGAAGACAGUGAUGUUACUGGCCCUGGCUUCUGCUAGGCGUGUCUCGGAAUUGGGGGACUUAUCGUGUAAAAGUCCUUACUUGGUCUUUUACGAGAACAGAGCGGAGCUCAUGACUAGACAGCAGCUCCUUCCGAAGGUAGUCUCCGUGCUUCACUUGAAUCGAACUAUUGUGAACCCAUCCAGUUCUGGCACUUCUGCCCCUCCGGAGUCAAUGGAUGUGGUGCGAGCCUUGAAGAUCUAUGUCAAGAGGACGGCUCGGAUCAGAAAGACGGAUUCCUUGUUUGUGCGGUAUGAUGCACAGAAAAAGGGUUGCCCUGCUUCUAAGCAGUCCAUUGCUCGUUGGCUUUGGCUUACUAUCCAUCAGGCCUAUGUGUCGGCAGCCUUACCUGUUCCACAGUUUCUGAAGGCCCACUCUACAAGAUCGGUGGGGUCUUCCUGGGCAGCUGCCCGUGGAGUCUCGGCCCUGCAACUCUGCCGAGCGGCUACCUGGUUGGGGAAGAACAUCUUUGUGAAGUUCUACAAGUUCGAUACCCAGUUUGGGCAUGUUCCCGCCCAUUCUGAAAGCUUAGGGACAUCCCCAUCGUACUAAUGUGUCCCCAAUAUCCCUUAUGGAUGCUAGAAAAAAUAGGAUUUUAAAUACCUAUCGGUAAAUCCUUUUCUCAUAGUCCAUAAGGGAUAUUGGGCGCCCUCCUCUGUGCGGUGACUUUUUCUGCAGGUUCUCUGUUAUGUGUUACCUGUUCAGCUGUUGCCGUUUAUGUUGCCAGGUGUUGCUGGCCAGUCUAUGUUAUGGUGUACUGGUGUGUAAUACUGACCACACUUAUUGUUAUGUUCCUUCUCUCACGUAUGUAAUUUCUCCUUCGGACACUGUUUUACCUAUAACUGCCUGUAGGAGGUAGCAUAGAGGGGAGGAGCCAGCACACCCAGUUGAAGAAGUGUAAAGUGCCCUGGCUCCUUAGGACCCAGUCUAUACCCAUUAUACUAAUGUGUCCCCAAUAUCCCUUAUGGACUACGAGAAAAGGAUUUACCGGUAGGUAUUUAAUAUCCUAUUUUAGCCUUCAUAGAGAUCUGUAGAAUGGUCAGUUAGGAAUGAAUGCAGCACAUCCUAAUUAGUAAUGACUACACCUGUGCACCAGCUAGGUGGUCUGGUAAAUGUGUACUGUUGGUAGAACUCGAGGACUGGUUUGGCCAGCCCUGCUUUAAAGUGACUUGGAGCCAGUACAUUCUUAAGAUUACUUGGUUUUUUUUUAAUUAUUCUUAGUUGUUGUUCUAUGCAGUUCACAAGCACAUUAUCAUGUUUUAAUAAAGAUUUUUUUUUAAAUAAUUUCAUUUGUGUAUUAAACUUUGAGAUAAAAAUAGGGCCUAAAUUUUCUUGGACUUGAUUCAUUUUUGCAUUUUGGAUACAGAAUAAAUUAUGAUUUGUAUUUAGAGGUUCUUUUAAUGCUUUUUUUCAAAAGGCCUCUUGGAUAUCCCUGUGCAACAAAUUCCUCUGUCAGGUCAUCAGCUUGUUGUAUAAAUUGUGUAUCUUUUGAACAAUUCCGCCUGAUUCUUAGGUAUUGGCUCUUUGGAGUAUUCAAUAGCCAGGGUUUGUAACGACAGCUAUUAAAGUUAAGAAACUUACUGCAAUCGACAUCUUUUUUUUGUGUGUAGAUAACCAAACUGUUCCCUUUUACUUGGAGGGCAAUGUCCAAGAAUCUAAUUUUUGUGGGGUGCUUAGUGUUCAUAAAUGUCAAACCAAAAGUGUUGUCAUUUAAAUAAUGAAUAAACGAUUGUGUGGAAAACCCAUCACCUUCCCAAAUAAAGAACAUGUCAUCAAUGUACCGACCAUAAGUCACCAGAUUCGCCCCAAAGGGUCCCACCCAGACGUAAGUCUGUUCAAAGAGUCCCAUAUAUAGGUUUGCAAAACUUGGGGUGAAUCUGGUGCCCAUGGCGCUACUGUGCUUCUGUAAAUACAAUUUGGAAUCUAAAGUGAAAUAGUUGUGUGUGAAUAUAAAUUGAAUGGAAUCAAGAAUAAAGUUACACUGCUAAAGGUAAA
Molecule: messenger RNA, 10322 nt
Organism: Pseudophryne corroboree (corroboree frog)
Lineage: Eukaryota; Metazoa; Chordata; Amphibia; Anura; Myobatrachidae
Product: zinc finger protein 271-like
Exons: 4
Coding region: 179-3277 (1032 amino acids)
Biological process (GO): regulation of transcription by RNA polymerase II
Cellular component (GO): chromatin; PcG protein complex; transcription regulator complex
Molecular function (GO): DNA-binding transcription factor activity, RNA polymerase II-specific; RNA polymerase II cis-regulatory region sequence-specific DNA binding
Source: RefSeq, a predicted model, not a curated record